Penicillium concentricum is the source of this 858-nucleotide messenger RNA. RefSeq lists its product as uncharacterized. The record is from RefSeq and is a predicted model, not a curated record. NCBI's taxonomy places the organism in Eukaryota, Fungi, Ascomycota, Eurotiomycetes, Eurotiales, Aspergillaceae. The transcript is spliced from 2 exons. The coding region runs from base 1 to 858 and encodes 285 amino acids.
AUGGAUCCCUUUGCAAAACUCCCAACGGAAAUCAUUUUGCUGAUUCUCGAGUCUUGUUGUGACUUUGCCAGCUUAGACGGUCUACAAAAGAUAUCUUCCCGAGCAGAGCAAGUAUUCAAUAUCUCCUUGUCGGGGGGUGCCUUGCAGUCUGCUUCUGUUUCCAGCAUCAACUCAUUAGCUGCGGCGCGCCAGGCUGUGACUACAGCGGCAAAGGUCCAUCAUACUUCCUGCGCUUGUCUCCAGCAUCUCGUCAAUCGUCUCGAGUCCGCAAAGCCCCACCGUCCAAUUGCCCCUGCAGCCGACCUUACAGAGCGGAUGCAUGGAAGACUUCCAGAAAGCCAUGGUGAAACAUCACUACUUGCGAUAUAUCCACCAUCAUGGAUUGAGUCUUAUCGGACGCAUCGCGGCCUCUGGAAUCUAGAGCUCUUCCGCCACAUCUAUAAUGCCGCACCAACACGCUGGUCAUGGUCUACGCAUGAUCUAGAUUUCUUCACUGAACAAUAUGUGGAAUGGUGUCGGCUUGAGUGGGGACUGGAUGGAAUUCAGACAAUCUCAGAGUGCGUGGUCGAUCUAUGUUUCACUGCACCAACUACUCUCAGUCAUCGAUUUUUAUUCCUUAUUGCCAUUCCGUCGCCAACAAAUUUAGCGCUACGAGCAUGCUGGUCUUUACCAGUAGUUCCCACUGAUACUCAAGUUGGUUCCACGUGGGGUCGAUGUCGGUCUACAGCUGAGGGCAGAAGUAAUGUUCUUCAUUCUUACAGUGGUGGAAAACAGGGUCCUCAUAACCCUCUCUGGAAAUUAGAUUUCCGAGAAUUUCGACGACUUGGUAUCCCUCUUUGGGACGGGUGGCGAGUAUAG